AUGACAGCCAAAAAUAAUUUACCUUCCACAUCCAACAAAAAGAUGACACGAUACUGCGAAAAUGAGGAGGGCUGGGCGGGGUGGAGAGGUAGAGAAGGGUGGGAGGGAGGGAUGGAAUGGGGUGGGGUGGAAUACAAAAGGGUGAAAAAAGAGGGCGUGAAAGAAGGAGGUCAGAUAAAACGGGAUGGAGUUGAAUUGGGUAGGAUAAAAAAAAGGGUUAAAAUGGCAGCCAGUGCAAGAAAACAAGAUAUGGAGAUAUAUGAGAAAAGAAAGGGGCACGAACAACCAGACAAACAGCAGAGUUAA
Helobdella robusta is the source of this 306-nucleotide messenger RNA. RefSeq lists its product as hypothetical. Bases 1 to 306 code for a protein of 101 amino acids. The transcript is spliced from 3 exons. Lineage: Eukaryota; Metazoa; Annelida; Clitellata; Rhynchobdellida; Glossiphoniidae. The record is from RefSeq and is a predicted model, not a curated record.